AUGUCUCUUUUCGCUCCUGUCAACCCAGAACCUCUCACUCGCUUGGGCUACUACCGCUACCUUGCUCCGCGUGCAUCGAUCCUCGUCUCCCCCCUUUGCCUUGGUGGCUUGAGCAUCGGAGACAAAUGGGCUGCCCACGGUAUGGGCGCGAUGGAUAAGGAAUCCUCCUUCCGUCUCCUCGAUGCAUACUUCGCCGCUGGUGGUAACUUCAUCGACACUGCCAAUUACUACCAAGAUGGCAGCUCCGAGGAGUUCAUCGGAGAGUGGGCCGAGUCGCGCGGCAUCCGCGACCAACUGGUGAUCGCUACGAAGUAUUCCCAACACUGGGACGACGGCUCUGUUGAGAGGAAGGUCCGAGCCAACUAUAUGGGCAAUAGCGUCAAGUCUCUCGCACUCUCGGUCGAGGCUAGCUUGAAAAAGCUUCGCACGACGUAUAUCGAUAUCUUCUAUUGUCACAAUUGGGAUAAUCACACUAGCGUCGAAGAAAUAAUGGACGCCCUUCACAACCUCGUUGUUUCCGGCAAGGUUCUCUAUCUUGGUGUCUCGAACAUGCCCGCUUGGCUGGUCUUGAAGGCCAACGAGUACGCCCGCUACAAUGGCAAGACGCCCUUCGUCAUCUACCAAGUCAAAUGGUCCGUCCUCGAGCGCGACACCGAGCGCGACAUUCUGCCCAUGUGCCGCCACGAAGGUAUCGCGCUGGCGCCCUACGGCGUACUCGCCGCGGGACACAUCCGCACCGACGAGGAGGAGGAGCGCCGUCUCCACUCCGGCGAGCUAGGUCGUCAAAUCCUCCCGGGCCAGAAGUGGAAGCGCACACACGAGGAGCGCGCUGUGUGCCAGGUCCUAGAGCGCAUCGCGAAGGAAGUGGGUGCGAAGAGUAUUACAGCUGUCGCAAUCGCGUAUGUGAUGCAGAAGGCUCCCUUCAUCUUCCCGAUUAUUGGCGGACGCAAGGUCGAGCAGCUGGAGGCGAACGUAGAGGCGCUCAACAUUCACUUGACGGAGGAGCAUUUCAAGUUGAUCGACGAUGCUUCUCCGUUCCAACAGGGCUAUCCCGUGAACGUGAUCGGCGAAUAUGGCCAAGUGCCGCGGCGCCAUUUCAUGUUUGCAAAGGUCGACACACAGCCUCUCUUAGCUGCCAUUAAGCCUCCUCGCAAGAACUGAAUGCGAAGUGAUACACGAGUAGUCUGAGCUUUACACAGUGUAUGUUUGGUCCCCCGAUGUAAUGUACAAUAUAUCUCCGAUCUGUCUUCAGAAC
Molecule: messenger RNA, 1255 nt
Organism: Dichomitus squalens LYAD-421 SS1
Lineage: Eukaryota; Fungi; Basidiomycota; Agaricomycetes; Polyporales; Polyporaceae
Product: aryl-alcohol dehydrogenase [NADP+]
Exons: 5
Coding region: 1-1161 (386 amino acids)
Source: RefSeq, a predicted model, not a curated record